AUGAUUGGCAGUGGAGCAAGUGUGGUGCAAUUUGGCAACGAGUUUUUCAAUCCGAAUAAUCCGGUAGAGAUCCCUGUGACGGGCUUCACCUAUGGGAAACGACUUCGAGUUGUUCUAAGGACAACCGACAAGAAGGAUAAACAGUUUCAUAUUUUUCAGGACAAGAUAUUAGUAUUCAACUCCUACUUUCACGGAAACUGGCAGCAAGAAGAGCGGGCACCAGUUGCGUUUCCAUUCGAGACCAAACAGAUCUACACGAUAGAAUUCAUCGCUAGCGGACAGAAAUCUGUCAUGGUGCAUGUCAACGGAAACUUCUUGUACGAGUUUCGCGAACGUCAGUCCGGUUGGUCAGUGUCGUCAAUCGACAUCGGUGGAGAUGUACACAUUCAUUCUGUACAUGUUGCUUAA
Molecule: messenger RNA, 408 nt
Organism: Angiostrongylus costaricensis
Lineage: Eukaryota; Metazoa; Nematoda; Chromadorea; Rhabditida; Metastrongylidae
Source: the annotation of a GenBank genome assembly